This is a messenger RNA of Trypanosoma cruzi, 1098 nucleotides long. RefSeq lists its product as uncharacterized. The record is from RefSeq and is a predicted model, not a curated record. Bases 1 to 1098 code for a protein of 365 amino acids. NCBI's taxonomy places the organism in Eukaryota, Euglenozoa, Kinetoplastea, Trypanosomatida, Trypanosomatidae. The transcript has a single exon.
AUGCGACGGCCACGACGAUGGAGGUUGUAUCCUGUACGGAGCGCUGUUGCGUUUAUUAUUUGCCUUUGUUUUAUUUACCUGUUCGUGAGUAUUGAAAGUAUCGGAGCCCUUCAAGGACAGGCAUCUUUCUUGAAAGUAGUGGUGCGUAGCAGUGCCAUUUCGGGAGCGAACCUUUCACUGAGAGUGACGAAUGAAACAUCUGCUUUGGCUUCCUCCGGUAUUUUCUCUGCGGUUGGUAGUUCUCGUCUUUCUCUUCUAUAUAACGCAGAUGCCAUGAUUGAUCUUGCUGCACAGCGAGAGUUUAAUCAAACACUAUGUCCGACAGAGCCGAGGGAGAAGGAGCAUCCCAAAUUUGUGGAGUUUCUUGAGUUCUUUACCAGAGUCUUUAAGGAGAAGUACAACAAUAUACCAUGGUGGCUAGAUGAAGGCAGUCUUAUUGGUGUAGGACGAGCCGGCGCCAUUGUGAACGCAGACGAUGACUUUGAUUUUUUUGUUCUUUUACCAAACGCCACAUCACCCUGUAGGCCGGGAUCAUUGGAAUGCACACGGGAAGAAUUCAAUUUGCUUAUACACCAAUUUCUUUUGCCUCUCUGGGAGGCAGGGGCCUGCAUUCGCCGGUUUAAUCCUGAUAUUAGUAAGUUUGACUCUGAGCGUCGUUUAAUGUACUCGUUUCAGAUUCGCAAGCCAAAUGAAUUGCGGGACCCAAUGCAUUGUUUUAAUCCCAGAGCACCUUUUGCACACAUGCACUUUGGAAUGCUGAAUGCGGAUGGGGAACUUGAAACGAAUAAGUGGGUGGGCCCUAAUUCCCACCCGAAGGAUAAAUUGCCGUUGGACCUGAUGCUACCUGUGCGUCGCUGUCGUCUGGGCCCAAGUGACGCCCCAUGUCCGUUUGACAUUGUGGGCUACCUGACGUUGCGUAAUAGAGGUGAGUACGUGCGUCGCUCCAGGGAGGGUAGUUGUCUACUGGUGAAGAAGAAGUGGAGCAAGGCUCGGAGAGUUAAUCAGGUCAAAAAGGUUCAACUUCUUCAUGACUGCGGGUAUAAUAGCAUGAUUCGUUUGGUGAAGCGAUUCGUCGAUUCGGAUUAUGAUACAUGUUGA